Trichoderma reesei QM6a is the source of this 501-nucleotide messenger RNA. RefSeq lists its product as uncharacterized. The record is from RefSeq and is a predicted model, not a curated record. Bases 1 to 501 code for a protein of 166 amino acids. The transcript is spliced from 2 exons. NCBI's taxonomy places the organism in Eukaryota, Fungi, Ascomycota, Sordariomycetes, Hypocreales, Hypocreaceae.
AUGCCGUCUAAUGAUCGUCUCAGGCGCCACAAGCGAAGAAAUGCAUCUGGCCGUGCCAAAACCAGCACCGAGAGGCAGCUAGCACCGGUAGACCACAUGGAGGAAUCACAGAUCUUGGAGAUCUCGCCGACUCAGCUAACAGAAAUUGACUUGAAGCCGCAGGUGGCCAUGAAGCAAGCCUGUGAUUCCGGAUCUACUCACAUCCCUCGGGAUGCUCCAACAUCUGGCGAUCAUCGAAAUGCUGAGCGUCUCGCUUUGCCGGAAGCUAAAGGCCAAAACAAAGACGCCCCAAAGCCUAAAGACGACGAGAUCAAGAAGGGAGUAAGCCAAGGCUAUCUGAUGGCUGAGGACGGGCCUUGGAACACUGUGUCUCUCUCGUCCGACGAGGACAGUGGAUGGGUCAGAAUCCACCGGGAUGACUACGAGGCGGAAUGGCAUGCGGAAACACCAACUAACAUUGCUAUGCAUAUGAGAAUCGACGAGCAAAAGUUGAGCGGAUAG